This is a messenger RNA of Paramecium octaurelia, 782 nucleotides long. Lineage: Eukaryota; Ciliophora; Oligohymenophorea; Peniculida; Parameciidae. The record is from the annotation of a GenBank genome assembly.
AUUUAAUAGAGAUGUUAGCAAGGAUUAUUGGAUUUUUGAUCAACAUUUUGAGUUACCUGCCCAUCUACAUUUACAAUCUAUUGUACAGUAGAUUCUACACGAAGUAUAUUUACAAAUAAAUGUCUUAGAUGGACUUACGUAAUGAUGUGUGAUCGAUUGGAGAAAAAGAUGGCGAAUGUAAAGAGAAUUUUGGAUGUUGGAGUGGGCACAGGACAUCCUAUGAAACAGAUUAUAAAUAGGAUUCCCUCCAGAAUUCGAGUGGUUGGGAUAGACAUCGAUACUAAUUAUUUGAGGUAAAAUAAAUGAUCAAGAAUCCUAGAUAUGCAAGACAAACAUUCAAGCAGAAUGAGAAUGUAGAAAUUAGAGAAUAAAACUUUUACGAUUUGGAAAGCUCAAAGGAACAAUACGAGGCUGUGAUCUUCUCCUCAUCUUUCAUGAUAAUGCCAGACAGAAUAAGAGCAUUAAGAAUUGCUAAAUAAAGGUUGAGCAAGGGGGGUUCCAUCUUUUUCUUAUUGACUCUAGAGCCAUAUAAAAACUAUAAAACAGUCAUCAUUGAAAAAAUCAAGCCUUAUCUAAAAUACAUCACAACCAUUGAGUUCGGCAGCAUUACUUAUGAAAAGGAUUUCGAACUCAUGCUUAGAGAAGAAGGAUUGUAAAUUACAUCCAAAGAAAAAGUUGCUAAAUAUAGUGUCUUUUUGGCAAUAUUUAAUAUGUUUGUGGUAGAGGCAGAAGUAAUAUGAAUUAUGCAUAUAUUUUAUAAAUAUGAAUUUUUUGUUUAAAAA